Messenger RNA from Fomitopsis serialis, 3082 nucleotides. Its product is annotated as Alpha/Beta hydrolase protein. Gene Ontology annotation, cellular component: cytosol. Bases 96 to 2612 code for a protein of 838 amino acids. NCBI's taxonomy places the organism in Eukaryota, Fungi, Basidiomycota, Agaricomycetes, Polyporales, Fomitopsidaceae. The record is from RefSeq and is a predicted model, not a curated record. Gene Ontology annotation, biological process: triglyceride catabolic process. The transcript is spliced from 10 exons. Gene Ontology annotation, molecular function: sterol ester esterase activity; triacylglycerol lipase activity.
GCUCAGACCAUGUACCAUGGCACCAGUGUGCAUUACAAUGCGCAUGCGGUGCACGGACGAACGCCUCGCUCUUGUCUUCGAACCACCACGACCAGAUGAUAGACCACCUCUUGGGUAGGCCGAGUCCAUCGUGGAAGAGAGUUCAGGUCUUUCUUGUCAUUAUCUUCUGGGUAUGGAGAGUUCUUCAAGGUAACCCGGGCGGACCACGCCUGUUGUGGCUCAGACGUGCCAACAGAGCACUUGAACGUUUCACCCCAUGGCAAUUGGUCGUGAGCACCCUGACCGGGGUCUACGCUGUGCGGAAUCUUGACAAGAUUCUUGGAUUCCAAGCUCCAGAACCUCUCGCAGAUCUGUAUUCGCGAUCGUAUUAUCGCGCCACAUGGAUAUCCACAGCACUCGAUGCUGGCUUCGCAACGGCGAUGUCAAUACGUCCCAAAUUUCUGAAGGACCUGUGUUCUGCUGUAUUUGCCAUGUAUUACCUAGUUUAUGCUAAUGAAGCCGAUGAGAAGCUGCGCAAAUAUCGUGCGGUGCCUACCGUUGAGAUGCUUCGGACGACUGGGAGAAGACCACCAAUCCCUACGUCGCUGCGUUUCUUCACGUAUUUCCCGAAGAUGACCAUCCGACGGAAAAUCGUCCUGCCUAGGCCGCAUGACUCCACGUGCACCAGGCCGAUCACUGCGUGGUUGUUCUUCGCCCCGCCAGUGCAUCAACUGGCGCGUGCGACCGACCUUAUCCUCGACUACCCCGGAGGUGGUUUCAUUUCGAUGACACCCGAGCACCACGAGGAGCGCCUCCGCAUGUGGGCGUUCGGACAGGAAAGCCGGUUUUGUCGAUCGACUAUGGCAAGGCACCAGAGUGUAAGACACCGUUCACUGCGGGGCAAAUGUCAGCUCACAGCGUUGACAGAUCCAUAUCCAUUUGCCAUUGAUGAGUGCUUUGAUGUCUACCGAAUGCUGAUCGAAUCCGGUGGCAAAGUCAUCGGAAUGGCUGGCCACAAACUGAACAUUAUAAUCUCUGGAGACUCCGCGGGCGCCCACGUUGCUGCCAAUGUAAUGGUCAAGAUCCUGGAGUCGCAGCUGGCAUUGCCGCUCCCAAAGGCGCUCGUGUUCGCCUACCCCGCACUGGACUUCAAUUUCACGUCCUGGAUGGCUCCUGACAACCUGCGUGUGCUGCAGUCCGAGCAGUCAUCUGGCCACAUCCCCGAUCUCGCCGCGCAAAAAGACCAUCUCAGACACAUCAGCCCUCUGUCAAUGGUCGGCGACAGAAAGGGCAUUCGCCGACGCCGCAGCUGGCGAGAGGCGCUGCGAAAGCUCGCGUCGCCGACGGACGAGCGGUCCAGUCUGACGCUUCGGCAUUCCACGACAUCUUCUACAUCGUUGAAGGGCCGGGGGCAUGCCGAAGAGCGCGGUAUUGAUGCUGAGGCCGGCGAGAUGGCGGAUGUUGAGGACAGCGCGGAUGUGAGCAGCACCAGGGAGGAAGACAUGCCCCUGCAGGCCAGAGUGCGCUUUCACCCGCGAGUCGAAGAACGAGUCCUGGAGCAACAGCAGCGCGAGGCGGAUGCCACGAUUCCCGAACAAGGAGAACCGUCAGAACACGUCCAGUUGGGAACGAGGCUCACCAUGACAAGCCGUACUGGCUAUUUCUCCGAUCGGAUCAUUUCCCCCAGCAUGAUGCGCGCAAUGGCCAUUCUGUACAUCGGGCCUCACCGCAAUCCCGACUUCGCGACCGACUAUCAUUUGUCCCCCAUCAAAGCGCCCAGUCACCUGCUGACGCAAUUCCCGCCCAUCCUCAUGGCGUGCGGGGAGAAAGACCCGUUCGUCGACGACACGCUCAUCUUCGCAGGGCGGGUGCGGGAAGCCAAGCGUGCACGCAGAAGGGAUCUAGAUGCCGCGCUAUCAGGGAAGGGCGCCAAGUCUAUCGAGUCGUUCAUCCUCUCGAAGGACCAUCUGAGCCAGGAGGAGGCGCUGCGGGCGCUGCGGCGUGAGCGAGACAUGCUCGCCGCGCAGGGAGACGAAGACUGGGUCACCAUGCAGAUCUAUUCGGAGUGGAGCCACGGGUUUCUCCAGAUGCCCAUGCUCUUGCCGGAGGCGCGCACUGUCAUUGACAGCAUGGCUGACUGGAUGGACGAGGCGUUCACGAAUGCUGGCAGCAGGUCGGGCGCCGCGGCCAGACGCAAUAAUGGAGCCACUGCGUCGAGGGUGGGCGUCAAACGCCCCUCGCCGUCGAGACGUCCGGUGCUCCCACCGAUAGGAGACGGACUGAACAGACGACGCCUUGACGAUUUGCCUAAGAAGAGGACAUCGCCACCCGCAUCUUUUGUCGAGACUGAUUCGGAGAAGAACAAGACCUCACCGCGGAAGAAUCUGGAACAGGCCGCGUCGGGGAAGGACAGGGACACCCGAGUGCAGACCUCGUCAUACAGUCGCACCGACGACGCAGACGCCGUUACCGCAGAGGGCGCCCUUGCCGCCACGCCGCGGUUUGACCUCUUACACGACCUUCUGGGACAGACGGUCCCUGUCGGUCAAGCAAAGGCACGCCGGGACUCUUCACCGUCCAGCAAGGCAUCAACACCGGGCAAGGCCGGUCAGAUAAUUCAGAGUCAGAGCUGAUGAGGAGGCGUCGACUGCUCGAUUCGCACCUGAUUUCUACGGACACCCUGAAGUAGACUUUGCUACUGUAACACAGCUGUAUUGUUACUGUAUGUUUGUUCUUGCAAUUGGAUUAUGUGCGGUUUGACGAGUGUGGUCCCGAUUCCGCAUCGGCUGACCACACUCUAAUACCUCAGCCACCCGCUGUAUUCUGGCUCGCCCUCGACACUGCCGGUUACGGUGCAAUCCUGAUGGGAACAGCGAGCCGACACACUCCACCCAAGUGUGCAUUGUUGACGUGAGCGGUCGCGCCCGAGACUGAAGUCAUCACUGCCGAAUUAAUUGGCAGAGUAGGCGAGGUGUCGCGAACCGGGUGACCGUAACAGACGGUCUUGUUCGACCUGAAUAAUAUCCGAGCUCAGCUGGCCCUGAAGACCUGGUCUUUCGACCAGAACAAAAUACACACGUACGUCACGCGCAGCCUCUGUGUG